This is a messenger RNA of Pomacea canaliculata, 4229 nucleotides long. Its product is annotated as pro-interleukin-16-like. The record is from RefSeq and is a predicted model, not a curated record. Gene Ontology annotation, molecular function: protein binding. Bases 33 to 938 code for a protein of 301 amino acids. Lineage: Eukaryota; Metazoa; Mollusca; Gastropoda; Architaenioglossa; Ampullariidae. The transcript has 4 exons.
GGUAUGCGACGUCAAUUCCACAGUAGCAGAUAAUGAAUCUUUCAGCAUAUCUGGCACAGCUUCACCACAUAAACCUGACAUAUCUUCCAAUCAGAAGCAAGCUGAAGGAGCUCAGCAAGACAAAAGAAGACUUUGUGGAAAUUAUUAGUCCGCGAACUUUGUAUUUUCUGGAUCCAAGUGGCAGUCUCUUUCUCCAGUGUCCUGCCUCAUCUCCAGUUUCUCUCAGCACCUCCAUGUUGUGGCAAGUGUCCUCCUUACACCCACAGCAGCUGCUAGAUCUGGUUGCUAAGGGCAACGAGGAACUAACUUCUGCACAACUGCCUUCCUCAUUGGAGCUGAAGCUUGUAGCUGCCCAGAGUUUGGAUGGUGGAGUGUUAAAUGUGGAUGUAACACAGCGGGAAGAUUACUUUGUGCAGGUGACCAAAGUCAAAAGUGUGAAUAGCACUGUGCAGGAGGGAGAUGUGUUGCUGUCAGUUGAUGGUCAAAGUUUAAGGCACAAGAGACCAGCGCAAGUCUUUGCAGUUCUGGAGGACACCCAUCCCAAGAGUGUUGUUUUGAUUGCCCGAGGCCUCAAGCUCAAGCUGCUUAGCGUUUCAGAAACAGGUUCUGAGGAGAAAAAAACAACACCACCAUCCAAGCCACCAUCUGGCACAGAGCUCAUGGCAUCUGGAGUGUUUGAAGUUGUUAUGAUCAAAGGACCCACAGGAGUUGGCUUCUGUUUAGAGGGAGGAAAAGCAUCACCUCUAGGAGACCUUCCUAUAGUCAUUAAACGCAUCUUCAAAGGAGGUCCAGCUGAAAAGUGUGGUCAGUUGAAGGUGAAGGAUGAAAUACUGGCUGUGAAUGGUGUGGACUUUACAGAAAUGAGACACUACGAAGCUUGGAAUCAUCUGAAGUUCCUUGAGGAUGGGGAAGUUCACAUCAAGAUUAGGCGCCAUUGAACUUAAGAGUAAUGGAAUUUUUUUUGAACCAUCAGAUCUUGAAUUGCAUGGGUCAAGUUAUCAGUAUGCUUUAAUUAUUUAUCUGAAAAUUUUAUUAGAAUGAACUUAAAAGAAUGAAGAGACUGUCAGAUAGUCAUUAAUUGUGGCCUAUUGGCUUCACCUAAAUGAAGAGAACUGUCCAACAUAAUGAUGGGGUUGGUAAAUCAAGUUUGGUUUUUUUCACUUGAGAAAUAUGUAAAUAAUGAUGCUCUCAUGAUCACGAACAGUGUUUCCUUAUUAUUAUCGAAAUUUUAUGGCAUUCUGUCACCAUAAACUUCAGCAACAGAAACAUAGAAAAUAGUAUGGUCUCAGCAUCAGAGUGUUAUGAUAUUCACAUUAUCACAGGUUUAUUGAUAUUAAUUUUUGAUACUCCCAUUGUCACAGAUUUCUGAUAUUUCUGCUAUCACCAAUUCCCUGCUUUGCUUGCAAGCUUACUGUAUAUAAAUUCCAGUCAUAAUCUGCAUAGUGUUAGCACUGAAAAGGUGUUACUGUCAUCAAAAACUGUAAAAACUUUCAAGAAGGAUAUAAAAAGACAUUUUAGUUUCUGAUGCCUAUAGCUCAGUGCUAAUUUUUUAAAUUUUUAUUUGGGAUGAAUCACAUUUGAUUGGUAUUUUUCACAAAUAUGCUUUCAGUAAACUUGGCAAAAAAAAUUAAGAUCAAAUCACUGUUUUAACAAUUAAUGUUUAAAUAAGGAUUUUGCUGUUCACUGGAAGCAUUCUCUGUCAAUAUCCAAGAUAACAUUUAAGAUGUCUUGCUACAAAGUUAUGCUGAACAAAUUACUUCAAAGCUUACUGUAUUAACCUGUAAAAUAGAUGUGUAUGCAUCCAUGUGACAAAACAUUGCUCUAGACUGCUUACUUCUUAGUGUUUAUAUUUUUUGUACAUUUCCAUGCAUUUAUGUCUUUGUGUGAGUGUGUAAUAAUAUAAUAUUUAUUCAGUUUUUGGGAGGCCAUCUGGCCCACAUCAUCACAUGCUGCUGGUUACAUGGAUGUCAACAGUGGGGGGCUGUACAAGAUCAACAUUUCAGUUAUGUUUGAGGCUUCAAUUUAAUAUAAACAAUAUAAUGACAUCAAUAUUGAACAGUUAUAUGUAAUCUGUCAUGGUGUCCUCAUUUUCAGGCAUUCUGUUUAUGUAGAGGGCAAUAUUAAUGGCUACUUUUCCCUUAAGGUUCUUAACAAAAGGUGAACCUUAGAGGGUAAGGGGAAUUAACGAUAAAAGAGUGGAAUAUAUCUAUCACGUAAGGCUGUAUAUUUAGAACAUAUUAGCAAAAAAUACAAUCCUUAAUGAAGCCACCAUUUAUAAAAACUAAUUUUUUGUUUUAUCCAUAUUAACUGUAAGUUGCCAUUUGUUACAAAAUGUUUAUAGAUAGUAGAUUUUACAUUGAAGGGCAUCAGGAAUCAGCAACAAUGGCAAUGUCAUAUUCAUACAUCAAAAGUAUCCCAUGUGGAUCUGCCACGUACACCACAUAAUGUUAAAUCUGACCAAGGUGUGGGUGUGUGUGUGCAUGUGUAUGUGUUUAACUUUGGUAGAUGUGUUGUUUGUACAGACAGCUUCACUCUUGAAUUACUAUCCUGUGCAUUGAUCUGAUUGUGAAAUGGAAUCUUCUGAUGGAUAAUAAUCUUUAUGAAUAUUUUUCUAGUUUUGUAAAAGAAAAUUAUGUUUAAGUUUAUAAUCAUGUCUUAGUUACAGCAAACUGGUGGUACAUCAUUGGCUGUAGAUGCUAAAAGUCUUGUACAGAGUAUAGUUGUGACCUUAAUGUCUACUACCAAAUUAACUUCCUCACCUUGUAGCUUUUGAAGAAAACUGUAAUUUGUACUUCUUACCCACCUUUGUUCAAGUCUGAUUGUGUCACAAAUAUCCAAACCAUACCUCUGGUGAAAACAAUAUUGUAAAGAUAUUAAAAAUACAGAAGGCAAUAAGUCAUUUAGAAGGCAACCACUUCUGCCACAAUUUUACCUUUUAGAGCCUGCUUAAAGUAUUAUGCGCUUGUGAUUGGAUGCUAUCGUAUCUAUAAUGUGGUCAGUGUUGCAAAUUUGUGACCACUGACUCAUUAUGAAAUCAGUUACGACCAUCAGAAAUGUGUCUGGCAAAAAAGAAAAUGAAAGUGGCUAUAUCUGAAAAAUUUUGUAUUUCUUUGUGGCCUAUAAGAUCCUGAUUCAGUUCUGGGUUUGGUAUCUUUCACAAUAUUUGCACAGUAUAAAGUGUAUACAUUAUCUGGUCAAAGUUUUCUUAUGUUUAUGGCACAUGAUUGAUCUAUAUUUAUUGAAAUUUUAUUGGAUAAUAGUUUUGUAGAAAUUCUAAUAAUGCGUGCUGUAUUUACAACUGAAAGAGGUGAAGGUAAUUAAAAUGUAAAUAAAAUAUAACUUUCAAAACCUCCUUCACUUAAGAUGAGGUAAGAUGUGGUCUGUCUGAUAAAGACAGGUUUGAAUGCAUGUUUUGAGGGCUGCUUUAUCAUUGUUUUAGAGGACCUGCAUUUAGCAACAUUUCAAUGAGCAGAUAUACCAGGUGAUAAAUAUUUUUCAAGUUUCUACUUACAAGAAAAUCAAAACUGCAGUCUGGAUAUAUUACACAGAUAUAUUUAUAUAGGUGUGUGUGUAUAAAAUAUAUAUCUUAUUUUAGAAUGCCUUUUUAUUGACAAUAUUUUUUAUCAUUGACAGAUUUGCAAUAAUAAGAGCUGAUGAACUGUCUCUUCAUUGUUUUUCUCCCUUAGAUCUUAUUUACUACAAGCUCAACAUUCAUUAAUGAAAUAUGAAGAUGUAUAUAUUAGCAUAAACUUACAACUUUCAGAUUUCUUCCCUUUAUCAACAGGAAGUUUUUUAAAACAAAUUUUGGUUGAGAACAUACAGUCUUUUGGUUUUGAUACCAGAGCUUCAGAAGUAUGCAUAAUUACUGAAAUAUGUAAGCCUGUAUAAAAAUAUUUCUUGGUUGAUGAUGGUGUGCUAUCAAUAAACACUUAACGCAAAAAAAUAAAAGAUUGUGUGAGACUGAUGCACAUAAGUUGGCACUGUUUAUGUACAUGACAUGAAUAUUUGCACAGAAGGUAUAUGUUUGUUAUAAAAAUGAUUUUAAGAAUAACAAAUUGUAAAAUUGUCAAAAUACAAGCUUUCAUUGUAUAUGUUCUCCAGUUCUAUGGAUAUAAUGUUAUUGUAAACAUUUAUAAGUAUGAAAAUACACAAAGUAUAUAAUUUGUAAUAUCUUAUUGUGUAGUGUGUAUGGCACUAACCAGAUUACCAAUAAACAUCUGGACUGAUCA